UCCAGAUUCCAGCGAUUUGUUUGCAUAUCGCCAACCCUUGCAUUAUCUCACUUUGAGGUGAAGAUUGUCUGAGGUGAAGAACGGACGGGAGAAGAAGAAAAAUGGACGGAUCAGGUGCUGUGGUUGCGGAUCGGGUUGCGAGUGAGGAUCGUGUUGGUGCUGCUGUUGCUACUCCUGCUGAUGAUGUUGCUGAUGAUGCUGCGACAUCGCCAAAAGAUACGAUUGUGGAAGAUGCAGAGGAGGAAAUACAACCCGACGACGCAAACACAUCACGGAAACGAACACACGACGCCAUCGACGCACCAUCACCACCACCACCACCACCCACAUCCACAUCCACCCACCCACACAUCCCCCCCUCAACGCACACAUCCCCCACCAACGGCCACGACACAACCUCCCCGCCGAAAGCCAAGCAGCAGAAACUCUCACCGGAAGAGGACUCAACUGACGCUGACACUCAGCAGGGGCAGCAGCAGACGCAGCAGGACCCGGUCCGUGGAGGCGCGCCGCUUCGUCGGUAUCUGAAUAAAUUCGUGACGCCGGCGUUGCUUGAUGGCAUGAAGUUGAUAGCUCGAGAACAGCCUAAUAAUCCGCUGGAGAGGCUGGCGAUGUUUUUGCUGGAGAGGAGUAAAGAUGCGCCUCUUGUGUCUGAGGAGAGUAUUUCGAAGGAAUGAGUAUAGUAUUAGUGACGACUACGUGUACGAUAGAUGGUGGAAGAAAGUGAUGCACGAGAUGCACGAGUGAUUAUUUUUCUAAAUGUACAAUACAUCUUCCCUGAGAAAGAGACCCAGCCGAGAUAAUCUUUUUACUUCAUGUAU
Messenger RNA from Myxozyma melibiosi, 821 nucleotides. RefSeq lists its product as uncharacterized. The transcript has 2 exons. Lineage: Eukaryota; Fungi; Ascomycota; Lipomycetes; Lipomycetales; Lipomycetaceae. The coding region runs from base 102 to 677 and encodes 191 amino acids. The record is from RefSeq and is a predicted model, not a curated record.